AUGCCUAUGUUGAAUGGUCCUAAUUCUGCGUUCCAUUACAACCUUCUUCCAGUAUCAAACAAAGAAGAAAAGUAUCUCACAUACUCUGUUUAUGAUGAACCAUUACUGAUGUGGAGGUUGGAGCCAAGGGGGGGUAUUGUUGGUAGUGACACUUAUAUUACACCAUAUCGAUUUUGUUAUGGGUAUCAAUCGGGUAGUAAUGAUGGUUGUGUGAGCGGUUUCGGGCUUCCCUCAUGCCGGAGCAGGAAAGAUACGUUCAUGCAAAAGCAAGCGAGGGUUGAAGGAAAUCCUGUUAGCCAGCGCGACGAUAAUUCGGGCUUAAGCAUCAGCGAUUGUAUGGAAAAGUGCUGGAACAAUUGCAGUUGUGUUGGGUUCACCACAAGCAAUAGCAAUGGAACGGGUUGUAUAACGUGGACUGGAGACUUGGUAUAUCAAGAAACCAGUGGAGUCGAGGGCAUAUACGUGAUGGUUCAUGAAAAUUCACCUAAAAGUAAGCUCAUUUUAAUUUUGAAAAUGUCCAAGAAUAAUAUGUCAUUGUUUGAAUACCCAGUAACCCACAUAUGGUGGGUAAAGACUAGAUGGGGCAAUUGUGGUUCACAGAUGACAGGAUCCAUGUUCAAACAGGAUUAG
Molecule: messenger RNA, 630 nt
Organism: Camellia sinensis
Lineage: Eukaryota; Viridiplantae; Streptophyta; Magnoliopsida; Ericales; Theaceae
Source: RefSeq, a predicted model, not a curated record